This is a messenger RNA of Oncorhynchus keta (chum salmon), 1934 nucleotides long. RefSeq names its product gamma-glutamyl hydrolase-like. NCBI's taxonomy places the organism in Eukaryota, Metazoa, Chordata, Actinopteri, Salmoniformes, Salmonidae. The record is from RefSeq and is a predicted model, not a curated record. The coding region runs from base 44 to 292 and encodes 82 amino acids. The transcript is spliced from 3 exons.
UGAGGCAGGAGAUUCCUUCCCUAUCUGGGGCACGUGUCUGUGGAUGCAGCCGUUGACUUUUCUGAUGGCCAUAGAGAACCUGCUGACCAAAACCACAGCUGAGAAGAUGGCCCUGCCCUUGAACCUCACCACAGGGAGGACUUACCCAUUCUAUGGGAUCCAGUGGCAUCCUGGCGUUAACCGUUUCCAGUGGGACCCCAACCUAAACUUCCCCCACUCCUCAGAAGCUGUACGCGAUGCCUCCUCCUUGAAUGAAGGCAGGAGAAAUUUGCAUCACACUCGACCAGCCUGAGGAAGGUGCCAUGUCGCUCAUGUACAACUUCACACCAACCUACCCUGGCAACUUCACUGGAUAAGAGCAGAUCUACUUCUGAGAUGUUGAUGUUCUGCCCUCACAACUGUACCAUUAAUCUAAAUGUUAUGGGAUGUUAUGAGAAGUUUACAAUGUGCACUAACUAUAGGCUGUGACAUGUUCAUAUCUAAACUCAGCAAAAAAAGAAACGUCCCUUUUUCAGGACCCUGUCUUUCAAGGAUAAUUCGUAAAAAUUCAAAUAACUUCACAGAUCUUCAUUGUAAAGGGUUUAACCACUGUUUCCCAUGCUUGUUCAAGAAACCAUAAACAAUUAAUGAACAUGCACCUGUGGAACGGUCGUUAAGACACUAACAGCUUAUAGACGGUAGACAAUUAAGGUCACAGUUAUGAAAACUUAGGACACUAAAGAGGCCUUUCUACUGACUGAAAAACACCAAAAGUAAGAUGCCCAGGGUCCCUGCUCAUCUGCGUGAAUGUGCCUUAGGCAUGCUGCAAGGGGGCAUGAAGACUGCAGAUGUGGCCAGGGCAAUAAAUUGCAAUGUCCAUACUGUGUGACGCCUAAGACAGAGCUACAGGGAGACAGGACAGACAGCUGAUCAUCCUCGCAGUGGAAGACCACGUCUAACAACAUCUGCACAGGAUCAGUACAUCCGAACAUGACACCUGCGGGACAGGUAUAGGAUGGCAACAACAACUUCCCGAGUUACACCAGGAACGCACAAUCCCUCCAUCAGUGCUCAGACUGUCUGCAAUAGGCUGAGAGAGGCUGGACUGAGGGCUUGUAGGCCUGUUGUAAGGCAGGUCCUCACCAGACAUCACCAGCAACAACGUCACCUUUGGGCACAAACCCACCGUCGCUGGACCAGACAGGACUGACAAAAAGUGCUCUUCACUGAUGAGCCACGGUUUUGUCUCACCAGGGGUGAUGGUCGGAUUUGCGUUUAUCGUCGAAGGAAUGAGCGUUACACCGAGGCCUGUACUCUGGAGCGGGAUCGAUUUGGAGGUGGAGGGUCCGUCAUGGUCUGGGGCGGUGUGUCACAGCAUCAUCGGACUGAGCUUGUUGUCAUUGGAGGCAAUCUCAAUGCUGUGUGUUACAGGGAAGACAUCAUCCUCCCUCAUGUGGUAGGUACCCUUCCGCAAGGCUCAUCCUGACAGCAUGACAAUGCCACCAGCCAUACUGCUCGUUCUGUGCGUGAUUUCCUGCGAGACAUGAAUGUCAGUGUUCUGCCAUGGCCAGCAAAAAGCCUUAAUCUCAAUCCCAUCGAGUACGUCUGGGACCUGUUGGAUCGGAGGGUGAGGGCUAGGGCCAUUACCCCCAGAAAUGUCCGGGAAUUUGCAGAUGCCUUGGUGAGAGUGGGAUAACAUCUCACAGCAAGAACUGACAAAUCUAUUGCAGUCCAUGAGGAGGAGAUGCACUGCAGUACUUAAUGCAGCUGGUGGCCACACCAGAUACUGACUGUUACUUUUGAUUUUGUCCCCCCUUUGUUCAGGGACACAUUAUUCAAUUUCUGUUAGUCACAUGUCUGUGGAACUUGUUCAGUUUAUGUCUCAGUUGUUAAAUCUUUUUAUGUUCAAACAAAUAUUUACACAUGUUGAGUUUGCUGAAAAUAAACGCAGUUGA